Messenger RNA from Arabis nemorensis, 576 nucleotides. The record is from the annotation of a GenBank genome assembly. NCBI's taxonomy places the organism in Eukaryota, Viridiplantae, Streptophyta, Magnoliopsida, Brassicales, Brassicaceae.
AUGUGGCGAAUUGUUUUCUGGAGAUCGCAAAAUGCGUCUCGUAAUUUGGCCGUCACUGGAAUCACGAAGAAGAAGACUCAGUCUCCAUCGCUGACCUCACUUUCCAGAUUCUCCUUCCUCGAUUCUGGAAAUGCUUCUGCGCAAAACAUCAGGUUCUUCUCACGAUUUCUUGAGCAAAGAAGCUUAGACGCAGAAGGGAAAAACCUUUUAGCCCAGUUCUUUGCGCGAAUCCUUGCGUCCUUGGCUCGAGAGUUCCCGAAACUUGGUCGCCACUACCGGAAAUGGGCUGCUGGGAACCGGAUCAUGGAUUUUGUCACCUUUUGGCCUCGAGGUUUCACCCCAAGACGAGGUUUCACAGAGACGGAGGCGGUGAUCGAGCUUGGACGGAUGCUGGCCUUGCUUGUCUUCUUUGUGUUUGUGUGGUACUGGUCGCCGGAGGCACCUAUUGGUCCUGAACAUCAUCCUUUCAAAUUCGGUAAAGCAGAAGAGGAAGUGGAAACCGCGAGGAAGAUCCUAGAGGUGGUAUCGAUUCCACCGAUUACCUAUCCUGAGGAGAGACGAAGCUUUGUAACUUAA